UUUGCCCAGUCAAUUCAUGUCUUUUAAUUCAUAGAGGAUCGAAAUUAAGAAUCAUGGGGUUUGACAUCCCUAUUGUCAAACCUGCGUUCUUAUAAGAUAUCCUGAAUCAAAAUGGGGGUUAAAAUCAGAAAGUGCUUGAGCUCAGUCAUCUAGCUCAUCUAUUCCAUCUUCUUGAGGUUUUUUUAGUCCUUUCUCACAAAUUAUUCAUAUGGUUUAUUAUUUAUAAUUAGUUUAAUAAUUUUAUUAUUAUAACCAACUGUUAUUAAUUAAUAGAGGUUUUAAUAAUAUUAUUAUUAAGAUUAUUAUAAUUAUUUUCAACUAUUAUUGUUAUUAUAAUUACAAUAUACAAUUAAUCAAUGGAUUAGUAAUUUGUUUGGGUUAAAAUAAUAAAUCAAAUGAUAGGCCCAUUAGAUGUAGAAAAACCUAAUUUGACUAAUAUAAAAGGGAUUUAUUUUAACAAUUAGAGGAGGCCAACUCCAUCCACUAACCCUAUUCCGGACACACGUACACAAUCCAUCACUAACACCUCUUAUACACUAACCCUUAUUUUUGCUCCCAUGAAAAAGGCACCGAAACACCAAAAAAAAAACUAACACUUUUACACAGUUUCUCCAUCCACUCAUAGUUUAACACUUGAAAAUUAUACUGUCUGUAUAACCUUAUUACCUGGGUAUAGAAUUUACCUCAUUUAACAACCAAGUAAAGGGUUUUGUUGCUAUAACCUUUAGGAUAACCUUUUUCAAUAUAAAUAUUGUAAAAAUGAAGGUUUUCUUAUGUGAUCUCUUUCUUUAUCAUUGUGUGGAUUAAUUUUAUAAGUGCAGGUUGUCUUUAUGGAAAAUAAAAUUUAAAGGUGUAAAGGAAGAAGGGAUAAAAAACGAAUGGAUGCAGCCUCCUUUGACGAGUUCAAUGCGGAACAGCAGCCUGCAAAUCUCACCGCCAUGGCUUGCCCGACAACCACUCCUAGCAUACUCCAUGUUAACUUUGUUUUUCUUAUCAAUUUUCUCCUUGCUGUUGUUUGUGUUUGUUUGCAGGAAGAAACAUAAAAAAAAAAGAGAAACGAGGUUCAUUACACCCGUCAGUCACAAUCGUUCAACAUCGCAGAUCCGGCCAUCGCUACUCUCUUACCGCCAUCGGACCAAGCCUUGUCGGAAUCAUCAACCUCUCCGCUCAGAUCGACGCCGCACAUCGUAAUCGGCCGCUCCAUCACCACCGGUCUCUCUCUGCCGUAGCAACUGAACCCGGACACCUCCACGUAACAACCGCGAGCCACAGCGGCCGGAGAUACUCGCCCAGCCAGGUUCGUUCUCCUAUUCGUUUUUUUCGUUCCGAUUGUGGUGACUAUGUUGUUGUUCUAUUUUGGGGGCACUGCGAUUGGAAAAAGAGAGGAAGAAACAUUGUUUCACUCUCUGAAUGAAUUCAUUUGGUUUAUGUGUGUUUUGUUAUUAAAAUGGACGUCACAUGUCUUAUUGGCACUAGUUGGAUUGUUGGUUUGAAAAAGUCAAAACAAACAACUAUUAUUUUUCAUAUAAUUAAUUGGCUUUGAUUUUUAUUCAAAUGUGGACAACUCAGUGGAUCCCAUAGAAACUAGAACUCCCUUUUCUGGUUUUCACUUUUAUUUGCUAUCUUUCUUUAUGUAAUUGUGGUGUGUGUUAUAUAAUAGAUAUAAUGUAGAAUGGCUAUUAUACUACUUGUUCAUACAUGUCUCAUGUUAAUGUAGUUUUUGUAAAUAAAUGGAUCUUGGAAAAAUGGAAAACACUGUCGCAUGACAUGUAUUUAUCCUGAGAAAAAGUGGAAAACAAUAUCAUGUCAAAUACAAUAUUAGUUUGACUCAUCAUAAUUAUUAACAGUGAUUAGUGUAUUUUUUAUUGUUUUAAAUUUGAUUCAUGCUUUUACUAAUUUAUUAAUCAUAACCGUUUAAGUAAUUGUUUUUCCUCUCGUCAUUAGUUUAAUUAUUUUGUUCAGUUAACAAAUUUAAUUUACUGAGUUAUUUGUUUUUUUUUAAAUUAAUUUAGUUUCAUCUAACUUAGUUAUAAAAAAUAUAAUGUCAAAAACGUCAAUUCUAUUUCCCCUUUCAAUGGAUAAAUGACGGGUGAAUACCUAUUUCAUCCCGCCUUCGAAUUGGUCGACUCUCUAUGUCGUACUGAUCAAAUAUCCGAACAAAGCUUUUUAAUUAGAUAAAAAAUUAAAAUACACUUCAUUUGCUGCCCGCGACGAUCGAAUCUAUCGAUCUGAGUAACCAGCAAUGCCCCAUUAAUCCGUUAGCUAUACUGAUCAAACCUAUUGAUCAUCGCAACUAACGGUGACAUAUUAAACCAGGGUUGUACGCCCAAAACCUUCAAAACACACUAAACCACGACACUACGGAUUUUUAUCCUAGGCAAUUCAAAAACAUUUCAAAUCAAAUACAAAACUACGACAGGCCAUUCAAAAGGCCUUUAAUCAAUUUCAAACCAUAAAUUCAAACUCUAAGGCGUACAAUCCUGUGCCCGAACUACGUAGACUCUGAUCCUCCAUAAGGAGGUACGUAGGCACUUGGAUAACCAAGGCGAGUCCCCCACCCUAAAACCUCCAUUCUGUCAAAAUCUCAAUUUUCCCCUAUUCAAUAUUUUAGCCAUAAACCUUGACCUUAGAUUCAGAGCCAAUAGGAAAGGGUUGAGGGUGCCUAACACCUUCCCUCGACCUGAUUAUAAUAACUUACCCUGAUCUCUAAACUGCGUAGGGUUUCCUAUUCGCCCUUCAGAAUAGGUGGCGACUCUAAACCUUCAAAUUUAGGGCAGGUUGCUACAGCUGGCGACUCUGCUGGGGACCACUUAAUGGUAAUUACUAUGCUCCUAUAGGUUUUGGCAGGGUUUAGGUUUGGCAAACUUGCCAUUUUUAGGGUUUGGCUAACUCGCCAAUUUUAGGGUUUAUUUUUUAUAUAAAUAUUUAAAUUUUUAUUUAUUUAUUUAUUUAUGAAUACAUUUAUUUCACCUCAAUUUGAAUUAAUAUUUUAUUUAAAUAUUUGUUCUACUGCAUUGUUAUAAGCGGCCGGAAUCCAAGGUUAGUUUUUAAAUAUUUAAAUUUAAAUUUAUUUAUUUAUUUACAGCCUUAAACUACAGUAAUUUAAAUUUUUAUUUAAUUACUGUCAUACUAUAUUGUCAAAUUAUGAGCGGCGGGACUUCGAGGUUAGUUUGUUUUUAAAUAUUCAAAUUUAAAUUCAUUUGUUUAUUUAUCUACAUCUAUUUAUAGUAAUUUUAUUUAUUUAUUUUAUUAUAAUUUAAAUAAAUACUGCUUUGGUCGCUUAUAUACAAUUGCUGCUUUUUAUAUUGUCGGGAUAUUAUAAAUUAUUUGUUUAAACCCUAAGUGUGGGAGUUAACUUUGAGAUCAAUAGGGGAGUAUGAAUCUCCUACGAGUCUCAUUGAUAACUCCACUCGGAGUGGGUUGAGUAUUCGGAAAUGUCCAAAACGAGGCUUGACUUUGUUGAGGGCAGGACUGGAUACUUGGCUGAUCUCUCCGAGAACCUACCCCAAAAAUUCGAACCUCAUGGAUAAAAUGAGUUGUUCUAAAAUCCGAAGAGACAAAAAGUCUCGGAGGCUACGAACGACCCCAUGAGACCUUCUAGAACACUCCCAAAAAAAAAGGGUAGGCUCCCUAGAGCCGUUACGUCGAACCUAUGAACCUAGGACUUUUGUGUUUAUGUGCUUAUUAUGUGUUUGCAACAUAUAUACUUCGAAUAUCUAUGCAUUGCCAUUUUGCAGGUACUCCUAAGUGGUCCCUAGCCUGUAGGGACACAAAUUCCUAAAGACCAUGUCUUUCCCACGAAGGACAUCACCAUCUACGCAUCUCCUAGCCUGUGGGGAUUUUAUUUUUAUAUCCUUGUAUUCUUACAACUACGCGUCCUUCCCACGAAGGACAUUUCCAUUAACGCACGUCAAUUGGCCUCUCGAUGGCCAUGCGAUUCGGUGAUUGUCGUGAACGGUCACCCCGUGCUUGCUACUACGUACUCCCUAGCAUAUAGGGAUUUUCUGUUACAUCCACGUGUUUUCACAAUGACGCGUCCUUCCCCGAAGGACAACUUCACUAGCAUGCGUUCGAUUGGCCUCUCGAUGGCUAUGAAAUCUAGUGACUGUCCUGAACGGUCACUCCAUGCUUAUUCCCGCGCACCCUCUAACUUGUAGGGUUUGGAUCUCCAUUUACACAUCACAUCCCUAGCCUGUAGGGAUUUCUCUUCGUCCACAUCGUCCUUAGAUAGGUUGUGUUCCGCAUAGAGAACCUUCCCACGAGGGACAAAUUCAUUGGUACACGUUGAUUGGCCUCUCGAUGGCCAUGAGAUUUAGUGACUGUCUUGAACGGUCACUAGCCGCUAUCUUCUGCAUACUCUCGAAUCCAAGGGAUUUCCCUUAGCGUGUCAUAACAUUUAUCCUGCGAAGAUUCCAGGAGGGUCUAAGUGUCGCCUAUAAGGCUAUCCCUAGGAUCAUAUGUUACACGUCUGCAUUGCAUACACGGAGUUACAAUACAAGGAGUCUCUCGCUUACGCAUGCAUUUGCAUUGACAUACAUUUGCAUCUACAUUCACAUUUGCAAUUCGCAUCCUCGCCCGCACCCAAGCUUACCAUGCUAGCCGGUUUCCCGAAACUCGCCAAAAAAAAUCAAAAGGAUCAUAGACUAUGGAGAAAGGAAAGAAUUGAGAAUGAUCUUGGUCCUACAAAGGAAAGAGAGGAUGUCUUUCACCACGCCUUCCGCAUGUCCAUGCCUUGUCAUAACAGGAUCAUAAAUACAAUAAAGGUUAUCAUCGAGCAAGGAUUAGUUCAACAAAGAAGUUCCCUCAUAGAUACACUCAAGGGGUAUCUAGUCAUAAGGGGUUCAUCUUAGAACAUAUCAAACUUUCAAGGACGCUCCACGAUAACCUGGGGGCAAGGAUUAGUCCAACUGGGGCAAAAUCCUGAACAAAGAUGCGUGAAUACGAUGGAGAGAAGGCGACGUGUGUUAACCCCACACCAAGGGGCGAAAAGGUCAUAGGUCCUCCUUAUGAAUCUACAAAUUCUAAAGGUUACGAAUGGUGUGAUACUAUCCUUAUGAAAAGCAAAAGAGGUUCAGUCAAAGGAGACUCAUGAAGUUCCGGUACGACGAAAACCCACCGCUAACAGUUCAUUCCCGACAGGUUUGAUAUGUCCAAGGAGAAUCCGAGAUUACCCUCACUUCUACAAGUUCAUUUAACUAAGGAGUAAAACCAAGUCGAUGGGUCUACAAAGGAGAUUAUCCCUAGGGUCAAUAUGUGUCUAUCAUGCUCAAAACUUCAACCUCUACGAUCGCUAAGUGUCACUCAAGAUAAAAGUUGUACCUUCGAAUUAACAAUUCUAAUGGGAUGGCCAUGCAGGUUUUGGAGUCGAUUCAUUCGCACACUACUACGACUUUCUAGUCGCACACUUCUAUUUUUAGAAUUAUUAACAAACUUGAGGGAGAAUGACGAAUACAAAUGACUAAGUCUAGCUAAACAUAUGCUUUCGAGGUAAGACCGAACCGAGGAUGUACAGGCAUUGUUUCAAUUCCCAAACAGUGGAGAGAUAAGGAUGUUAAUCCCUCGUCACCCCUUCGAGCCAGGAGUUGGAGUUUGCUUUUACUUUUUUUUCAAAAAACCUUGAUUUUAAUCAGGGGUAUGGGUAGAUUUCGAUUAAUUCAAUGGUGUGUUUUGGUUGUCAAGAGAAUCAGUCAAUCCGAGCAAGGAUUCAAGCAUCAAGCAAAGCAAAGGUUCGAGCACAUUUUCUUCCUCGCAUUCAUCAAAGGUUGAGGAAGUAAUGGAGAUAACAUUCACAACAAUCUUCUUCCUCAUUACAUCAUUCAAGAUCAAGGAAGUAUCAAAGGCGAAGCUUACAAAUCAAAAUCGACAUGGCAGUCACAGUAUUCAAUAUCCAAAAAAAAAUCAAUAUCUCAAAAGGAGCUUUCAAAAGAAAAACGCCCGCUAAGUCAAAACAAAAAUUCCAGGAAAGGAAACAAAAAAUGACUUAGGCAAAAACGAGGGCAUCCCGAUGGACCAAACUCAAAAGAGUUGGUUCAUGCAAAAAUAAGGGAUAAAAAAAACAAAGGUGAAAUACAAAGGAUAAACUUGUGACUGCUAAAUCAUCAAUGCUUGGAUCUCUACUAAGGCUUUUGCUUAAACAUAAAAAAAAAAAAACGAUUCUCUUACAAGCAAAGCGCAUUCAUUGAAUUAGGCGAAUUUUAGGAUCUGGAGAACAUCAAGGAGAAAGGGGUGGGUUAAAUAAAUUUUGAGCCUUAUAUCCAUUGUUUCUUAAAACAUGAACCAGGCCAAGUUACAACAUUUAAAAGUCCUAAUUGAGGCAAGGUUAACCAUGAAAGCAUGUUAAGCAGGAUUUGUUAUACUGACUCCUAUGUUUGUUAAAACUACUUCUAAUCACUACGCUUCUUCAAGCAUUCUUUUCAAAACCAUCCAGUCCUAAUUCAUAACGGACUUCGACUUCAAAACUUGCAUACGCAUUCCAUUGGAGCUACGUCUCAAAAAGUACAACACCAUCUACGAGUAUACACUUAGCAUCGAGGAAAUCUCGAAAUGGGUUAAUCAAAGGUGAUCAUUUCUAAUAAAGACCCUGGAGUCGGGGGAACCACAUCUAGGGGGUUCUCCUAAACAGGGGCAAAAAUUUCAAGGAGCACAGGGGCAUACAAUCGAACAUCCUAUUAACUAGGGGCAGUCUUCCUAAGGUUCAAUCGACUUGGGGCACAUCUCAAAGCAAUCUCAAACAGGGGCAUGUCAAACAUGGGAAGAAUUCAAAUUCAGAAGGAUAACACACUAUGGAUAGUCCUCCAUAUCAUGGAAACCAAGGGCACACCCUUUAAUCUAAACGACAAAGCAUCCGACGAGGUUAUUCCUCGGGGCACUUCCCUCAUAACUUGGAGAUCAUAGGCACCUUCUCCACCGAACACUGGGGCAUUGGAUAUCAAAUCCAUAAGGCAAACAAUUCAAAGGUUAAAAGUGUGGAGAACCUCCAAAGUUUAAAGGCGUGGGGUACUUCUAAAAAAAAAUCAUCAAACUGGGGCAAGGCGCACAACAAAAGGAAAAAGGCGUUCUCGCACCUUACAACAUCGAACAAAUCUUUCUCCUAACUACGAUCUUCAAAGUUCAAACAAAACAGGUAUUGGGAAAUCGCGCUAGCAUCACACCCCACCUUAUCAAACAAACCUGCAACUCCAGCAAGCUAUAUACGCUUUGGUUAUCAACAACCUACCAUUGGAGCAUCAUACAAAUACAUACAAAUCAUGCAUUGCAUAUAUUGGUUGAUACAUUACACCGUAACUCUUUAUGUGGUCUUCUUCAAGACAAACAUUCACAUCCAUUCAAAAGACCUUUUUCGAGUAAUCUUACAGAAGACAUUACUUCGUUCCACUCAUUACGUCAACCAAGCAUACGCAUAUGCAUAAGCAUACAUAAACAUUACAAAGCCAGCAUAAGCAUAGUCAGGGUAUAAGUGCAAGCAUGGAAUAAACAAGUUCAAAGGGUUUGAGGAGAUAAAACCAUGAGAUUGCAUCAGCAUUAGCAUACAUGCAUACGCAUUAGCAUUAGCAUAUACAUAUCACAAAAGCCCAAUUUUUAUUGGCAAUCCAAACCAUUACAAAGUCCAGUUCCCGUCUGGUAGUCAGUCCUCGUCUGACCGUUUCAUCAGUAUACAUACAACAUAUACAUGUGUAAGCAUUCACACAUACGCAUUAUACAAACAACAGGGGCAUAUGCACAGCAUAUAAACAUAAUGCAUACGCAUUUACAGGAAUAAAAAUUCUACACAGGUAAAUUCUGCAACAACACUUGCAGAUAACCCUGUUGGUGCAGGUGAACUUGCUAGAACUAUAGCAAGCAAUCCUAUUGGGGUCCAAAAUGCGAGUAGCUUAUCAGCACUAUGGUAAGUGAGAGAUACAAACUGCGAGUAGCUUGCCAGAACUAUGGUAAGUGAGAGAUACAAACUGCGAGUAGCUUAUCAGCACUAUGGUAAGCGAGAGAUACAAACUGCGAGUAGCUUGCCAGAACUAUGGUAAGUGAGAGAUACAAACUGCGAGUAGCUUGCCAGAACUAUGGUAAGUGAGAGAUACAAACUGCGAGUAGCUUGCCAGAACUAUGGUAAGUGAGAGAUACAAACUGCGAGUAGCUUGCCAGAACUAUGGUAAGUGAGAGAUACAAACUGCGAGUAGCUUGCCAGAACUAUGGUAAGUGAGAGAUACAAACAGCGAGUAGCUUGCCAGAACUAUGGUAAGUGAGAGAUACAAACCGCGAGUAGCUUGCCAGAACUAUGGUAAGUGAGAGAUACAAACUGCGAGUAGCUUGCCAGAACUAUGGUAAGUGAGAGAUUCACAAACUGCGAGUAGCUUACCAGCACUAUGGUAAGUGAGAAAUUCACAAACUGCGAGUAGCUUGCCAGAACUAUGGUAAGUGAGAGAUACAAACUGCGCGUAGCUUGCCAGAACUAUGGUAAGUGAGAGAUUCACAAACUGCGAGUAGCUUACCAGCACUAUGGUAAGUGAGAAAUUCACAAACUGCGAGUAGCCUACCAGCACUAUGGUAAGUGAGGGGUUCACAAACUACGGAAGCUUGCUGACCAUAGCAAGCCAAUUACACAACCAACAGAAGGUCCUCGCUAUUCCUUUUCAGGAACCUUUCCAGGAAGUCUUCUUCAAGACGUAUUCAAUCCUUUCUAGGAGCUUUUCCGGGCAUACAAGAUUUUUCAAACGAUUCCUCAACUGGGUUUAUCGCGUUAGUCCCUCGGCAGUGAUAUUCUCCAAAACUUCAAUAACAGUCAAAGGUGUCUUCUUUCUUUUCAGAAGUACUAACAUACUUCGAUUAACGUAACUAACAAUCAUGCAUCAUUUCAACUAACUAACCUCAUUCAUACAUAAUGCAUAUACAGGCAUCACUCUCAUUUAUUUUGAGAGGCUCAUCGCAUCAUACAUUGCAUUGCAUAAAUUUCAGGUUGCCUUUUUUAGGCCGUGCUACAAAAAAAAACACAGUGGUCCCUUUCCAAAGCGUUUGCUCCGCACUCUGAAAAAGCGGUAUUCACCUCGGAUGGCAUCUGUAAGCCCAUCUCCUGCGGAACUUCUUCCCAUGCAAAUUUCAGGGCAUUUCAGUGUUCAAUCAUCUUCUACCUUUAGAUCACGAUAGGCAGACGUGCCUAUCUGACUCUUCAGGUUUAAGAAGAUUGAACAGGGGCAGCUGUCAUACCCCAAAAUUUGCCCAGUCAAUUCAUGUCUUUUAAUUCAUAGAGGAUCGAAAUUAAGAAUCAUGGGGUUUGACAUCCCUAUUGUCAAACCUGCGUUCUUAUAAGAUAUCCUGAAUCAAAAUGGGGGUUAAAAUCAGAAAGUGCUUGAGCUCAGUCAUCUAGCUCAUCUAUUCCAUCUUCUUGAGGUUUUUUUAGUCCUUUCUCACAAAUUAUUCAUAUGGUUUAUUAUUUAUAAUUAGUUUAAUAAUUUUAUUAUUAUAACCAACUGUUAUUAAUUAAUAGAGGUUUUAAUAAUAUUAUUAUUAAGAUUAUUAUAAUUAUUUUCAACUAUUAUUGUUAUUAUAAUUACAAUAUACAAUUAAUCAAUGGAUUAGUAAUUUGUUUGGGUUAAAAUAAUAAAUCAAAUGAUAGGCCCAUUAGGUGUAGAAAAACCUAAUUUGACUAAUAUAAAAGGGAUUUAUUUUAACAAUUAGAGGAGGCCAACUCCAUCCACUAACCCUAUUCCGGACACACGUACACAAUCCAUCACUAACACCUCUUAUACACUAACCCUUAUUUUUGCUCCCAUGAAAAAGGCACCGAAACACAAAAAAAAAAACUAACACUUUUACACAGUUUCUCCAUCCACUCAUAGUUUAACACUUGAAAAUUAUACUGUCUGUAUAACCUUAUUACCUGGGUAUAGAAUUUACCUCAUUUAACAACCAAGUAAAGGGUUUUGUUGCUAUAACCUUUAGGAUAACCUUUUUCAAUAUAAAUAUUGUAAAAAUGAAGGUUUUCUUAUGUGAUCUCUUUCUUUAUCAUUGUGUGGAUUAAUUUUAUAAGUGCAGGUUGUCUUUAUGGAAAAUAAAAUUUAAAGGUGUAAAGGAAGAAGGGAUAAAAAACGAAUGGAUGCAGCCUCCUUUGACGAGUUCAAUGCGGAACAGCAGCCUGCAAAUCUCACCGCCAUGGCUUGCCCGACAACCACUCCUAGCAUACUCCAUGUUAACUUUGUUUUUCUUAUCAAUUUUCUCCUUGCUGUUGUUUGUGUUUGUUUGCAGGAAGAAACAUAAAAAAAAAAGAGAAACGAGGUUCAUUACACCCGUCAGUCACAAUCGUUCAACAUCGCAGAUCCGGCCAUCGCUACUCUCUUACCGCCAUCGGACCAAGCCUUGUCGGAAUCAUCAACCUCUCCGCUCAGAUCGACGCCGCACAUCGUAAUCGGCCGCUCCAUCACCACCGGUCUCUCUCUGCCGUAGCAACUGAACCCGGACACCUCCACGUAACAACCGCGAGCCACAGCGGCCGGAGAUACUCGCCCAGCCAGGUUCGUUCUCCUAUUCGUUUUUUUCGUUCCGAUUGUGGUGACUAUGUUGUUGUUCUAUUUUGGGGGCACUGCGAUUGGAAAAAGAGAGGAAGAAACAUUGUUUCACUCUCUGAAUGAAUUCAUUUGGUUUAUGUGUGUUUUGUUAUUAAAAUGGACGUCACAUGUCUUAUUGGCACUAGUUGGAUUGUUGGUUUGAAAAAGUCAAAACAAACAACUAUUAUUUUUCAUAUAAUUAAUUGGCUUUGAUUUUUAUUCAAAUGUGGACAACUCAGUGGAUCCCAUAGAAACUAGAACUCCCUUUUCUGGUUUUCACUUUUAUUUGCUAUCUUUCUUUAUGUAAUUGUGGUGUGUGUUAUAUAAUAGAUAUAAUGUAGAAUGGCUAUUAUACUACUUGUUCAUACAUGUCUCAUGUUAAUGUAGUUUUUGUAAAUAAAUGGAUCUUGGAAAAAUGGAAAACACUGUCGCAUGACAUGUAUUUAUCCUGAGAAAAAGUGGAAAACAAUAUCAUGUCAAAUACAAUAUUAGUUUGACUCAUCAUAAUUAUUAACAGUGAUUAGUGUAUUUUUUAUUGUUUUAAAUUUGAUUCAUGCUUUUACUAAUUUAUUAAUCAUAACCGUUUAAGUAAUUGUUUUUCCUCUCGUCAUUAGUUUAAUUAUUUUGUUCAGUUAACAAAUUUAAUUUACUGAGUUAUUUGUUUUUUUUAAAAUUAAUUUAGUUUCAUCUAACUUAGUUAUAAAAAAUAUAAUGUCAAAAACGUCAAUUCUAUUUCCCCUUUCAAUGGAUAAAUGACGGGUGAAUACCUAUUUCAUCCCGCCUUCGAAUUGGUCGACUCUCUAUGUCGUACUGAUCAAAUAUCCGAACAAAGCUUUUUAAUUAGAUAAAAAAUUAAAAUACACUUCAUUUGCUGCCCGCGACGAUCGAAUCUAUCGAUCUGAGUAACCAGCAAUGCCCCAUUAAUCCGUUAGCUAUACUGAUCAAACCUAUUGAUCAUCGCAACUAACGGUGACAUAUUAAACCAGGGUUGUACGCCCAAAACCUUCAAAACACACUAAACCACGACACUACGGAUUUUUAUCCUAGGCAAUUCAAAAACAUUUCAAAUCAAAUACAAAACUACGACAGGCCAUUCAAAAGGCCUUUAAUCAAUUUCAAACCAUAAAUUCAAACUCUAAGGCGUACAAUCCUGUGCCCGAACUACGUAGACUCUGAUCCUCCAUAAGGAGGUACGUAGGCACUUGGAUAACCAAGGCGAGUCCCCCACCCUAAAACCUCCAUUCUGUCAAAAUCUCAAUUUUCCCCUAUUCAAUAUUUUAGCCAUAAACCUUGACCUUAGAUUCAGAGCCAAUAGGAAAGGGUUGAGGGUGCCUAACACCUUCCCUCGACCUGAUUAUAAUAACUUACCCUGAUCUCUAAACUGCGUAGGGUUUCCUAUUCGCCCUUCAGAAUAGGUGGCGACUCUAAACCUUCAAAUUUAGGGCAGGUUGCUACAGCUGGCGACUCUGCUGGGGACCACUUAAUGGUAAUUACUAUGCUCCUAUAGGUUUUGGCAGGGUUUAGGUUUGGCAAACUUGCCAUUUUUAGGGUUUGGCUAACUCGCCAAUUUUAGGGUUUAUUUUUUAUAUAAAUAUUUAAAUUUUUAUUUAUUUAUUUAUUUAUGAAUACAUUUAUUUCACCUCAAUUUGAAUUAAUAUUUUAUUUAAAUAUUUGUUCUACUGCAUUGUUAUAAGCGGCCGGAAUCCAAGGUUAGUUUUUAAAUAUUUAAAUUUAAAUUUAUUUAUUUAUUUACAGCCUUAAACUACAGUAAUUUAAAUUUUUAUUUAAUUACUGUCAUACUAUAUUGUCAAAUUAUGAGCGGCGGGACUUCGAGGUUAGUUUGUUUUUAAAUAUUCAAAUUUAAAUUCAUUUGUUUAUUUAUCUACAUCUAUUUAUAGUAAUUUUAUUUAUUUAUUUUAUUAUAAUUUAAAUAAAUACUGCUUUGGUCGCUUAUAUACAAUUGCUGCUUUUUAUAUUGUCGGGAUAUUAUAAAUUAUUUGUUUAAACCCUAAGUGUGGGAGUUAACUUUGAGAUCAAUAGGGGAGUAUGAAUCUCCUACGAGUCUCAUUGAUAACUCCACUCGGAGUGGGUUGAGUAUUCGGAAAUGUCCAAAACGAGGCUUGACUUUGUUGAGGGCAGGACUGGAUACUUGGCUGAUCUCUCCGAGAACCUACCCCAAAAAUUCGAACCUCAUGGAUAAAAUGAGUUGUUCUAAAAUCCGAAGAGACAAAAAGUCUCGGAGGCUACGAACGACCCCAUGAGACCUUCUAGAACACUCCCAAAAAAAAAGGGUAGGCUCCCUAGAGCCGUUACGUCGAACCUAUGAACCUAGGACUUUUGUGUUUAUGUGCUUAUUAUGUGUUUGCAACAUAUAUACUUCGAAUAUCUAUGCAUUGCCAUUUUGCAGGUACUCCUAAGUGGUCCCUAGCCUGUAGGGACACAAAUUCCUAAAGACCAUGUCUUUCCCACGAAGGACAUCACCAUCUACGCAUCUCCUAGCCUGUGGGGAUUUUAUUUUUAUAUCCUUGUAUUCUUACAACUACGCGUCCUUCCCACGAAGGACAUUUCCAUUAACGCACGUCAAUUGGCCUCUCGAUGGCCAUGCGAUUCGGUGAUUGUCGUGAACGGUCACCCCGUGCUUGCUACUACGUACUCCCUAGCAUAUAGGGAUUUUCUGUUACAUCCACGUGUUUUCACAAUGACGCGUCCUUCCCCGAAGGACAACUUCACUAGCAUGCGUUCGAUUGGCCUCUCGAUGGCUAUGAAAUCUAGUGACUGUCCUGAACGGUCACUCCAUGCUUAUUCCCGCGCACCCUCUAACUUGUAGGGUUUGGAUCUCCAUUUACACAUCACAUCCCUAGCCUGUAGGGAUUUCUCUUCGUCCACAUCGUCCUUAGAUAGGUUGUGUUCCGCAUAGAGAACCUUCCCACGAGGGACAAAUUCAUUGGUACACGUUGAUUGGCCUCUCGAUGGCCAUGAGAUUUAGUGACUGUCUUGAACGGUCACUAGCCGCUAUCUUCUGCAUACUCUCGAAUCCAAGGGAUUUCCCUUAGCGUGUCAUAACAUUUAUCCUGCGAAGAUUCCAGGAGGGUCUAAGUGUCGCCUAUAAGGCUAUCCCUAGGAUCAUAUGUUACACGUCUGCAUUGCAUACACGGAGUUACAAUACAAGGAGUCUCUCGCUUACGCAUGCAUUUGCAUUGACAUACAUUUGCAUCUACAUUCACAUUUGCAAUUCGCAUCCUCGCCCGCACCCAAGCUUACCAUGCUAGCCGGUUUCCCGAAACUCGCCAAAAAAAAUCAAAAGGAUCAUAGACUAUGGAGAAAGGAAAGAAUUGAGAAUGAUCUUGGUCCUACAAAGGAAAGAGAGGAUGUCUUUCACCACGCCUUCCGCAUGUCCAUGCCUUGUCAUAACAGGAUCAUAAAUACAAUAAAGGUUAUCAUCGAGCAAGGAUUAGUUCAACAAAGAAGUUCCCUCAUAGAUACACUCAAGGGGUAUCUAGUCAUAAGGGGUUCAUCUUAGAACAUAUCAAACUUUCAAGGACGCUCCACGAUAACCUGGGGGCAAGGAUUAGUCCAACUGGGGCAAAAUCCUGAACAAAGAUGCGUGAAUACGAUGGAGAGAAGGCGACGUGUGUUAACCCCACACCAAGGGGCGAAAAGGUCAUAGGUCCUCCUUAUGAAUCUACAAAUUCUAAAGGUUACGAAUGGUGUGAUACUAUCCUUAUGAAAAGCAAAAGAGGUUCAGUCAAAGGAGACUCAUGAAGUUCCGGUACGACGAAAACCCACCGCUAACAGUUCAUUCCCGACAGGUUUGAUAUGUCCAAGGAGAAUCCGAGAUUACCCUCACUUCUACAAGUUCAUUUAACUAAGGAGUAAAACCAAGUCGAUGGGUCUACAAAGGAGAUUAUCCCUAGGGUCAAUAUGUGUCUAUCAUGCUCAAAACUUCAACCUCUACGAUCGCUAAGUGUCACUCAAGAUAAAAGUUGUACCUUCGAAUUAACAAUUCUAAUGGGAUGGCCAUGCAGGUUUUGGAGUCGAUUCAUUCGCACACUACUACGACUUUCUAGUCGCACACUUCUAUUUUUAGAAUUAUUAACAAACUUGAGGGAGAAUGACGAAUACAAAUGACUAAGUCUAGCUAAACAUAUGCUUUCGAGGUAAGACCGAACCGAGGAUGUACAGGCAUUGUUUCAAUUCCCAAACAGUGGAGAGAUAAGGAUGUUAAUCCCUCGUCACCCCUUCGAGCCAGGAGUUGGAGUUUGCUUUUACUUUUUUUUCAAAAAACCUUGAUUUUAAUCAGGGGUAUGGGUAGAUUUCGAUUAAUUCAAUGGUGUGUUUUGGUUGUCAAGAGAAUCAGUCAAUCCGAGCAAGGAUUCAAGCAUCAAGCAAAGCAAAGGUUCGAGCACAUUUUCUUCCUCGCAUUCAUCAAAGGUUGAGGAAGUAAUGGAGAUAACAUUCACAACAAUCUUCUUCCUCAUUACAUCAUUCAAGAUCAAGGAAGUAUCAAAGGCGAAGCUUACAAAUCAAAAUCGACAUGGCAGUCACAGUAUUCAAUAUCCAAAAAAAAAUCAAUAUCUCAAAAGGAGCUUUCAAAAGAAAAACGCCCGCUAAGUCAAAACAAAAAUUCCAGGAAAGGAAACAAAAAAUGACUUAGGCAAAAACGAGGGCAUCCCGAUGGACCAAACUCAAAAGAGUUGGUUCAUGCAAAAAUAAGGGAUAAAAAAAACAAAGGUGAAAUACAAAGGAUAAACUUGUGACUGCUAAAUCAUCAAUGCUUGGAUCUCUACUAAGGCUUUUGCUUAAACAUAAAAAAAAAAAAAAACGAUUCUCUUACAAGCAAAGCGCAUUCAUUGAAUUAGGCGAAUUUUAGGAUCUGGAGAACAUCAAGGAGAAAGGGGUGGGUUAAAUAAAUUUUGAGCCUUAUAUCCAUUGUUUCUUAAAACAUGAACCAGGCCAAGUUACAACAUUUAAAAGUCCUAAUUGAGGCAAGGUUAACCAUGAAAGCAUGUUAAGCAGGAUUUGUUAUACUGACUCCUAUGUUUGUUAAAACUACUUCUAAUCACUACGCUUCUUCAAGCAUUCUUUUCAAAACCAUCCAGUCCUAAUUCAUAACGGACUUCGACUUCAAAACUUGCAUACGCAUUCCAUUGGAGCUACGUCUCAAAAAGUACAACACCAUCUACGAGUAUACACUUAGCAUCGAGGAAAUCUCGAAAUGGGUUAAUCAAAGGUGAUCAUUUCUAAUAAAGACCCUGGAGUCGGGGGAACCACAUCUAGGGGGUUCUCCUAAACAGGGGCAAAAAUUUCAAGGAGCACAGGGGCAUACAAUCGAACAUCCUAUUAACUAGGGGCAGUCUUCCUAAGGUUCAAUCGACUUGGGGCACAUCUCAAAGCAAUCUCAAACAGGGGCAUGUCAAACAUGAGAAGAAUUCAAAUUCAGAAGGAUAACACACUAUGGAUAGUCCUCCAUAUCAUGGAAACCAAGGGCACACCCUUUAAUCUAAACGACAAAGCAUCCGACGAGGUUAUUCCUCGGGGCACUUCCCUCAUAACUUGGAGAUCAUAGGCACCUUCUCCACCGAACACUGGGGCAUUGGAUAUCAAAUCCAUAAGGCAAACAAUUCAAAGGUUAAAAGUGUGGAGAACCUCCAAAGUUUAAAGGCGUGGGGUACUUCUAAAAAAAAAUCAUCAAACUGGGGCAAGGCGCACAACAAAAGGAAAAAGGCGUUCUCGCACCUUACAACAUCGAACAAAUCUUUCUCCUAACUACGAUCUUCAAAGUUCAAACAAAACAGGUAUUGGGAAAUCGCGCUAGCAUCACACCCCACCUUAUCAAACAAACCUGCAACUCCAGCAAGCUAUAUACGCUUUGGUUAUCAACAACCUACCAUUGGAGCAUCAUACAAAUACAUACAAAUCAUGCAUUGCAUAUAUUGGUUGAUACAUUACACCGUAACUCUUUAUGUGGUCUUCUUCAAGACAAACAUUCACAUCCAUUCAAAAGACCUUUUUCGAGUAAUCUUACAGAAGACAUUACUUCGUUCCACUCAUUACGUCAACCAAGCAUACGCAUAUGCAUAAGCAUACAUAAACAUUACAAAGCCAGCAUAAGCAUAGUCAGGGUAUAAGUGCAAGCAUGGAAUAAACAAGUUCAAAGGGUUUGAGGAGAUAAAACCAUGAGAUUGCAUCAGCAUUAGCAUACAUGCAUACGCAUUAGCAUUAGCAUAUACAUAUCACAAAAGCCCAAUUUUUAUUGGCAAUCCAAACCAUUACAAAGUCCAGUUCCCGUCUGGUAGUCAGUCCUCGUCUGACCGUUUCAUCAGUAUACAUACAACAUAUACAUGUGUAAGCAUUCACACAUACGCAUUAUACAAACAACAGGGGCAUAUGCACAGCAUAUAAACAUAAUGCAUACGCAUUUACAGGAACAAAAAUUCUACAGAGGUAAAUUCUGCAACAACACUUGCAGAUAACCCUGUUGGUGCAGGUGAACUUGCUAGAACUAUAGCAAGCAAUCCUAUUGGGGUCCAAAAUGCGAGUAGCUUAUCAGCACUAUGGUAAGUGAGAGAUACAAACUGCGAGUAGCUUGCCAGAACUAUGGUAAGUGAGAGAUACAAACUGCGAGUAGCUUAUCAGCACUAUGGUAAGCGAGAGAUACAAACUGCGAGUAGCUUGCCAGAACUAUGGUAAGUGAGAGAUACAAACUGCGAGUAGCUUGCCAGAACUAUGGUAAGUGAGAGAUACAAACUGCGAGUAGCUUGCCAGAACUAUGUUAAGUGAGAGAUACAAACUGCGAGUAGCUUGCCAGAACUAUGGUAAGUGAGAGAUACAAACUGCGAGUAGCUUGCCAGAACUAUGGUAAGUGAGAGAUACAAACUGCGAGUAGCUUGCCAGAACUAUGGUAAGUGAGAGAUACAAACCGCGAGUAGCUUGCCAGAACUAUGGUAAGUGAGAGAUACAAACUGCGAGUAGCUUGCCAGAACUAUGGUAAGUGAGAGAUACAAACUGCGAGUAGCUUGCCAGAACUAUGGUAAGUGAGAGAUACAAACUGCGCGUAGCUUGCCAGAACUAUGGUAAGUGAGAGAUUCACAAACUGCGAGUAGCUUACCAGCACUAUGGUAAGUGAGAAAUUCACAAACUGCGAGUAGCUUGCCAGAACUAUGGUAAGUGAGAGAUACAAACUGCGCGUAGCUUGCCAGAACUAUGGUAAGUGAGAGAUUCACAAACUGCGAGUAGCUUACCAGCACUAUGGUAAGUGAGAAAUUCACAAACUGCGAGUAGCCUACCAGCACUAUGGUAAGUGAGGGGUUCACAAACUACGGAAGCUUGCUGACCAUAGCAAGCCAAUUACACAACCAACAGAAGGUCCUCGCUAUUCCUUUUCAGGAACCUUUCCAGGAAGUCUUCUUCAAGACGUAUUCAAUCCUUUCUAGGAGCUUUUCCGGGCAUACAAGAUUUUUCAAACGAUUCCUCAACUGGGUUUAUCGCGUUAGUCCCUCGGCAGUGAUAUUCUCCAAAACUUCAAUAACAGUCAAAGGUGUCUUCUUUCUUUUCAGAAGUACUAACAUACUUCGAUUAACGUAACUAACAAUCAUGCAUCAUUUCAACUAACUAACCUCAUUCAUACAUAAUGCAUAUACAGGCAUCACUCUCAUUUAUUUUGAGAGGCUCAUCGCAUCAUACAUUGCAUUGCAUAAAUUUCAGGUUGCCUUUUUUAGGCCGUGCUACAAAAAAAAACACAGUGGUCCCUUUCCAAAGCGUUUGCUCCGCACUCUGAAAAAGCGGUAUUCACCUCGGAUGGCAUCUGUAAGCCCAUCUCCUGCGGAACUUCUUCCCAUGCAAAUUUCAGGGCAUUUCAGUGUUCAAUCAUCUUCUACCUUUAGAUCACGAUAGGCAGACGUGCCUAUCUGACUCUUCAGGUUUAAGAAGAUUGAACAGGGGCAGCUGUCAUACCCCAAAAUUUGCCCAGUCAAUUCAUGUCUUUUAAUUCAUAGAGGAUCGAAAUUAAGAAUCAUGGGGUUUGACAUCCCUAUUGUCAAACCUGCGUUCUUAUAAGAUAUCCUGAAUCAAAAUGGGGGUUAAAAUCAGAAAGUGCUUGAGCUCAGUCAUCUAGCUCAUCUAUUCCAUCUUCUUGAGGUUUUUUUAGUCCUUUCUCACAAAUUAUUCAUAUGGUUUAUUAUUUAUAAUUAGUUUAAUAAUUUUAUUAUUAUAACCAACUGUUAUUAAUUAAUAGAGGUUUUAAUAAUAUUAUUAUUAAGAUUAUUAUAAUUAUUUUCAACUAUUAUUGUUAUUAUAAUUACAAUAUACAAUUAAUCAAUGGAUUAGUAAUUUGUUUGGGUUAAAAUAAUAAAUCAAAUGAUAGGCCCAUUAGGUGUAGAAAAACCUAAUUUGACUAAUAUAAAAGGGAUUUAUUUUAACAAUUAGAGGAGGCCAACUCCAUCCACUAACCCUAUUCCGGACACACGUACACAAUCCAUCACUAACACCUCUUAUACACUAACCCUUAUUUUUGCUCCCAUGAAAAAGGCACCGAAACACAAAAAAAAAAACUAACACUUUUACACAGUUUCUCCAUCCACUCAUAGUUUAACACUUGAAAAUUAUACUGUCUGUAUAACCUUAUUACCUGGGUAUAGAAUUUACCUCAUUUAACAACCAAGUAAAGGGUUUUGUUGCUAUAACCUUUAGGAUAACCUUUUUCAAUAUAAAUAUUGUAAAAAUGAAGGUUUUCUUAUGUGAUCUCUUUCUUUAUCAUUGUGUGGAUUAAUUUUAUAAGUGCAGGUUGUCUUUAUGGAAAAUAAAAUUUAAAGGUGUAAAGGAAGAAGGGAUAAAAAACGAAUGGAUGCAGCCUCCUUUGACGAGUUCAAUGCGGAACAGCAGCCUGCAAAUCUCACCGCCAUGGCUUGCCCGACAACCACUCCUAGCAUACUCCAUGUUAACUUUGUUUUUCUUAUCAAUUUUCUCCUUGCUGUUGUUUGUGUUUGUUUGCAGGAAGAAACAUAAAAAAAAAAGAGAAACGAGGUUCAUUACACCCGUCAGUCACAAUCGUUCAACAUCGCAGAUCCGGCCAUCGCUACUCUCUUACCGCCAUCGGACCAAGCCUUGUCGGAAUCAUCAACCUCUCCGCUCAGAUCGACGCCGCACAUCGUAAUCGGCCGCUCCAUCACCACCGGUCUCUCUCUGCCGUAGCAACUGAACCCGGACACCUCCACGUAACAACCGCGAGCCACAGCGGCCGGAGAUACUCGCCCAGCCAGAUGUCGUCAAGAAGUGAUCGGGGAAAGCGAGCUAGGCAAUUGACAGGUUCAAGCUCAGGAGCUGCUCCGCAACCACCCUUCGAUUCACAUAGGUUUCUAGGUUCAGAGCAGCAGGCAAGGUUUGAGAAGUUGGUUGGUCGAAAGAUUUGGCCUGAAAAGGUGUUUGACCUCCCACAAAGCGGUAACUUUUAUCAGUUUCUGGAAAACAUUGCGGAACGCAAGUGGGAAGCUUUGAUCUCUCCUGAUUCUCAAAUCAAUGCGGACAUCGUGCGUGAGUUCUAUGCUAAUGCGAUUCCGAUUGAGGGAAGGGUGUACACUUACACCUCCUAUGUGAGAGGUAGGGGAAUUUCUUUUUCAAGGGAUGCAAUUAACACUUUUUUGGGAAGACCUUCUCAUCGUGCUGCAGGUGACAAGUGUGAGUAUGCAAGGAAAAAGGCUGCAAAAACUUGGAAUAUGCAGGAGAUUGCUGAUCUGUUAUCCUUUGAGCACCAAGGGUUCACUCUUAACCCUUCCGGUUAUAUUCAAAAGAUGGACAGGAAGAACAUGACUCAAAUGGCGCAGUUGUACAUAGUUUUCCUCCUGAACAAUGUCAUGCCGAGGAGCCACACUUCUGACCUGACCAUUGACAUGUCUUGUCUUUUGUUUUGGAUUAUGACAGGUGGAGAGGUGGAUGUGGCUCAAAUCAUUUCUGAGGAGAUGAGGAUCGUGGCUUCAAGUGGUACCAAGUCAGGGACGAAGCCUUCUGCUCAGCUUGGUUUUCCAAGUUUGAUAAUGGGACUUUGCAGGAAAGCAGGUGUGGAGUUUCCUAAUGUGGCAAGUAUGAAAUCCACUAGUGUUGUGGACACCGGCUAUGUGCACAGGCAUUGCUCUCCUAAGCUAGGUGUCCAGCAGCAUCCUCAGCCACAGAACAUGGCUCCUCCUGCUGGUGGUAGGUAUAAUGAGGAAUUAGCUUGCAGGUACAAUUGGGCGUAUUUUGAUGCCAACAGAAGAUCACAAGCUAUGAUUCAUGAUUCUCUCUGCAAGCUCUAUCGCCACCAAGUCAAUCCGACGUAUGUUCCCUCUUUUCCUACUAAUGAGGAGUAUGAGGCUCAUUGUGCAUGGCCUGCGGAGAGGCCAUUUUUCAGAGAGGGGGAUGGUGAAGAGGAAGAAGAGGAAGGAGAUGGCAUGGAGCAGGAUGAUGAGGAGGAUUGAGGAUAUCCAGUGUCGAUUUUUAUUGUUGUUUAUUUAGUUUAUGUUUAGUUCUAUAAUACUUUGAUUUUACUUUUUGUUGUUGAACUAGUAGCAUAAUUUCCUAUUGCUUUUGUUAGUAACUACUUUUGUGCCAUCCGUAUGAGGAUGAGGUUUGAUGUACUUUGGUGGCCGUGGGUGCCACCCGAACAUAUUUUGUAGGCAACUUAUGCCUUUGUUGAUUAAGUAUUUUGUUUAAGUAAUGUGUGUUUGUGUGGGCAAUUUAUGCCCUUGUUGUUAUAAUAUUGUGUUUUAGUAGUAGAAUAGUGUACAUAUAUUAUAUGUUAAGGUGUAUAUAAUUUUUUGUGUUUGUCUUGGAAUAGAAGUGAUGCUCUAAAGAAGAAAAAGUGAUAAGGUGUGUCAACAUCAAAAAUUUGGAUGGUGAUGAUGAUAUUCUUGAUGAUGUUCAUACCAAGGUAAGUAUUUUGUUGCUUUGUAGAUUAUAAGGUGACUAUGAACUAAGGGCUUUACACAUAGUUUUUAUCACAUUGCAUUCUAGAAAUUUUGUUUGUGUUUGAAUCAAAAUUAGGACAAAACUAGAUAAGUGAGUGGACUUCCAUUGUGUACAAAAAUAAGAGUGUUCUAGUUAUUGAUGUUAACUCAAAUGAUUCAUGUUUAAUCUUGCUUUGUAUGAGACAUUAGAGCUUAGAAGGGAUCGAGGCAAAUUUUUUGAGUAGUAUGAGAAAAACCACCCUAAACAAGGCUACCCGCCCGUGAGUGUGUGAUCUUUUGUAACCAAUUUUGAGCCUAAAUUUUUGUUUUGUCAAGUGACUCAAAGGAAAACACAAUGAAUUUUGAUAAAGAGAAGUGAUUCACUUGACAAUUUCUUUGGCAAACGCUUAACCCAAUAGUACUUGAACCUUGAAUGGAAAGCAUUGAUGUCUUUAUAGAUAGAAAUGUUUAAAGUUGGGGAGAGAUGUUUCUUAAAGAUAAAGAAAAGAAAGAAAAUGGUGGUGCAAUGCAUUCUUUGAAAAAGGAAAAUCAAUGAAAAAAAUUUAAGAAAGAAUGAGCAUAUGAUAAAAGAGGAAAAAUUUUAUGAUUUAAAGAAAAGGAAAGAAUGUAUUGUAUGGUGAAAAACAAAAGGGUAACAUAUUAGUAGUGCUGUACAUAAAUAAUGCUUUCCAUGAUCAUUCACCCUUUUUGUUUCAAUGGCCGUGUACAUAUAAUAUCACUUGUUUGGAACCCAGGCCAAGUUACAACCGAAUGAAGUCCUCAGUGAUCUUUGUCUCUAUUGUCUCGUGUGCAUAGUACAGAUGAAUAUAUGAAUUGUUUUGGAUGUGCAUCAUUGCUAGUGAGUGUGAUUUGUCCCUUUUUCUAUCAUGGCAAUUGUCCUUCAAUUAUUUUGUGAAGUGAAACCUAGGUGAUUCAUUCAUGAACAUUAUCUCUUUAAUGCAAUUGUGUUGAAAGUUUGUGUUCAGAAAGUGGUUCAUAGUCAUGUUAGAAUCUUGUACAAGCAAGGAAGACUUAUCUUGUAGGUAUGUAACUCAAGUUUGAACCAUUCAAUUGAUGUUACUAACCUUAUGUGAUUCGAUGAUGUAUGUUUUUGAGCUAGCUUUGUUCGAGGACAAACAAAGAUCAAAGUUGGGGAGAGUUGUUAGAAUCCCAUUUGUGCAUAUUUUGUAUAUAAGUUUUGUGGUAUUUCUUAAACUCUUGUGCCAAAGUUGAUUACCUUUUGAUAUAAUAGUAUGUAAAUAAAUAAAUUUGUGUUUAUUUUCUAAAUUAAGUUAGUUUAUUAACUCUUGUAAUGUUUUUCUUUAGGUUUUAACAACUUUUGGGCAAGAUGGAAUGAGAAGAAUGAUCAAAACAAGCUUGCAAUGAGGGUGGAAUGCAAAAAGAAGGAGUUUUGUGCAAGAAGGUCCGCUCAGCAGAGUCCAAGCGGACCCAGGCAGGGAUUGGCAACGUUUUUUCCACCAGCAAGUCCGCUCAGCGGACCCCCUCCGCUCAGCGGACCUUGAAGACAAUUUAGAUAUUUUUUCUGCUCCGCUCAGCGGACCUACUUUUUCAACUUUUGUUCUUAGCCACAUAAAAUUGAUGAUUAAGAGUGGUUAGCAUAGUUUUUAUCAUAAUAGACACUUGGAGAAAAAGCUAGGGCAAGAGAAGAAGAGAAAAAAAACCAUUUUCCUUAAGAGAAAAUCAAGAUUUCUAAACAUCUUUCUUUGAUCUUCUUGAGUUUGAUGUCACUAAAUCUUGGUUUGUUUCUUGUUGUUGAAGCUUCCAUGGAUAUGGAGGGCUAAGUUUCAUCUUGUGUCAAGAUUAGAGGUAGUUAGUUUGUAAACAUGUACUUUCUUUGAUCUAUUAUGUAUGAACUUGGUUAAUGAUUAAUACAUGGUGAAUAUCUUGUUAUUUAUGUUUCAUUUGUUGUUUUGGAUCAUUAUUGAGAGAUAUGUUUCAAAGCUAGACCUAAAAGAUAUUCAUCUAUCAAUAAACAAACUCUAGAGAUAGAUUUGUGAGUUGAUAAUCACAAGUAUCAAGCUUUUAAGAUUAUCAUGUUGAU
Molecule: messenger RNA, 23510 nt
Organism: Vicia villosa (hairy vetch)
Lineage: Eukaryota; Viridiplantae; Streptophyta; Magnoliopsida; Fabales; Fabaceae
Exons: 2
Coding region: 19790-20980 (396 amino acids)
Source: RefSeq, a predicted model, not a curated record